Messenger RNA from Drosophila persimilis, 2164 nucleotides. Its product is annotated as coilin. The transcript is spliced from 5 exons. The coding region runs from base 143 to 2041 and encodes 632 amino acids. The record is from RefSeq and is a predicted model, not a curated record. NCBI's taxonomy places the organism in Eukaryota, Metazoa, Arthropoda, Insecta, Diptera, Drosophilidae.
UUGGAUUUAUUUUAAAAACCAAAUAGAGUGCUGUGAAAAUAAAUAUUUUGCUGGCGCAACCAGGGAUGCCUUUCGUACGGGAACGAAAAGAAGAAGACUGAAGGGAGCAUUUUCCAUUUCAAAAUCAAAAAUAAAUGAAACAAUGGAAGCGUUUACCAUGAAGGUGAACCUUACAUUCUUUUUUAGCGACGAGCGUCAGAACGCAUUGAUAUUGAUCGACAGCACGUGGCAAACUAUUGAGGAUGUGCAGAAGCACAUUCAGGUCCUCUUCAAUUUGAAAGAUAUUCGUUUGCUUACCAAUUCAGGAUACUUUCUACCGCCCAAGGAGUCUCUGAGGGUGCUCAAAGAUGCUUCUGGAUUGAAGGCCUUCUCUUUCCAUGAACCACCAGCCACCAGUUUAGAGGAAGGAAGCAAAAAGACAAGCAAGAAGCGCAAGAAAUCAUUCGAUGAAACCGAGAGCUUACGCUGCAGCCCCCCGUGGGAUCAGCCAAAACGCUCUAAGCAGAAGAACAAAUCGACUUUGCAACCAAUUUCUCUGAGUGCCGCAGCUGAUGAUAAGGUGAAUCCUUCAUGUAACACCAGUGAAUCCGACGGGCCACUCUCCAACUCCACUUUGAACCAGCCAAAGCGUUUCAAGCAGAAAAACAAAUCGGCUUCGCAAUCAAUAAAUCUGAGUGCUGCAGCUGAUGAUAAGGUGAAGCCUUCAUGUAACACCAGUGAAGCCGAGGAGCCACUAUCCAACAACACUUUGAACCAGCCAAAGCGUUUCAAACAGAAAAAACAAUCGACUUUGCAAGCAAUUACUCAGAAUGCCGCAGCUGAUGAUAAGGUGAAUCCUUCAUGUAACACCAGUGAAGCCGAGGAGCCACUAUCUAACUCCACUUUGAACCAGCCAAAGCGUUUCAAACAGAAAAAACAAUCGACUUUGCAACCAAUUCCUCUGAAUGCCGCUGCUGAUGAUAAGGUGAAUCCUUCAUGUAACACCAGUGAAGACGUGGAGCUACUCUCCAAUGCCUCGCUGAAUCAGCGAAAGCGCUCUAAUAAAUCGACUUUGCAACCAAUUUCCUCGAAUGCCGCUGCUGAUGAUAAGGCUGAAACAAAUGAAACCACGAUGCCAAUGCCCCAAUAUAACUCCGAAUGCGAUCAGUCAAGUUCUGAUGACGAUGAUAACAGAAAAGCUGAAGUCAUACGACAGGACCCCCCAGUUCACAAUUCCUUUAUGGCCGAAUAUCAAAUAAGCAGUUCGAGUCUUCAAAUUACCUCUACACUUCCCCGCCCAUCAGAGUUACAGGAGCCAGACCUAACAGCAAAGGAAAAUUCCACAUUGUUAGUCCCUGAACCGCGGCCCAUUUCGUUUCGUUGCCCGCUAAUGGAGCUGGACUCAAACAAAGUGCGCACUUACAACAUUUCAAUCAAAUCGAAACCCGCCCAAGAUAUCCCUAGAAAAUACCAGAAAAAGCAAACAGAUUCCAGUGAACACAUUAAAUUGGCCACUCCCAAGACCGCCAAACAUGAAUCUACAACUAUAGCUGGAGCUGGAGCUACAACAGAAGCUGUGGCACCCUUAGUAGAUGUGAAAACGGUUCCCAGACGUGUUUGUGCCGACGCUAUAGACUGUGAUUCCGAGGACGAUGUCAUGGUGCUAGAUGACACCAGUGUAGAUGUAGACUCUGACGUGGAAGUGUCCCCCCAAGAUGUCCCAAGUAAUGAUUCUCAGGCAAAUGAUUCUUCGAUGGUCAUGUUUAAAAACGCAUCUCCGCUAAAGGAUUUGCCAAAAAGGGGCGACACAAUACUCUUCAAGCUAAGGAAGAUCAAGAAGUCAAUGGGAUCGGGGCUAACCGGAGUUAUAGCUGCUAGCUGUACCUACAUCAAUCGUCGCACCAAAGCCGUUUCACUGCAAGUUAUAUCAUCUCCUCCAGGCAUCAGUCCUGUACUGAAACAGUACUGCAACAGCUUAGACGACUCAUGCGAAGAUAUACCCUGUUUAAUGGUCAAUAUGAUCGAUCUGAUUGAAGCAAAACGUGUCGUACCCAGAGCCUAAAUAAUGCAACGAGCGUUUACAUACAUUCUGAUAUUCUAUUUUUAUAGCUUUGUAAAUUAUAUAAACAAUCAAAUAACAUGCAAAUGUACGAUUUAUUAAAAAUGCGGCCCUUCACUUGGUGUA